This is a messenger RNA of Conger conger (European conger), 1665 nucleotides long. RefSeq lists its product as uncharacterized. NCBI's taxonomy places the organism in Eukaryota, Metazoa, Chordata, Actinopteri, Anguilliformes, Congridae. The transcript has 9 exons. The record is from RefSeq and is a predicted model, not a curated record. The coding region runs from base 100 to 1665 and encodes 521 amino acids.
AGGAUCCUGAGGCUUUAUGAACCUCUGGCCAGCUACUUCAAAUCUGCUGAUGAAAAUCAGGCCAGGUUCAAGAGGCUUGUGCAGACGUUCACUGACCCCAUGACAGAAGUGUACCUGCUGUUCUUUCAAGCCACCGUACCAACUUUCACUACUUUCAACUUGCUUCUUCAAAGAGAGCGGCCAUCAAUAUUUAUGUUAUAUGAUGAGAUGGUGAAAUUUGUACGCAAGCUUUGUUCAAAGUUCAUUGUUCCAGCAGCUCUGCAGGGCCUUGAGGAGCCUGGUGAUAUUGCCUUUAAAGAGAAGGCAAACCAUUUACCAGGAAGAAAGUUGAACAUUGGGUUCACAACCAGGGCUAAACUCAACAAACUACUUGACAAGGGUGACAUCACACCACAGCAGGUGGAUUCAUUCCACGAAGCUGUGUUGUGUUUCCUGACAAGUGCUGUGGACUAUGCACUAAAGAAGCUGCCACUGAAAGAGCCACUGCUCAAACAUUCAACAUUUGUAGAUGUACGGCAGAGGGCUGAAAGUGACAUCGGAGAUGUCCUGUACUUUGUUGAAAGGUUUCCCCAUCUCCUCCCAUACCAUGGUCCAGAGGAGCAUGACCUUCUGGGUGAGGAGUUUCUAAGUUAUCAGACCAUGCCAAUGAUAUCCCUGCAGGACGAAACUGAAAUGGAAAGCUUCUGGGCUGAGAUGGCAACCCGGAAACAUAAGGUGACAGGAGCCAACGAAUUUGAGAGGCUUGCUGCCGUCGCCAAGCUGGUCCUGGUGUUGCCCCAUUCCAACGCAGACGCUGAGAGGGUAUUUUCAGUUGUGGGACUGAACAAAACCAAUAUCAGAAACAGCCUAGCAUUGGAUGGCACCCUGUCCUCAAUAAUGACAAUAAAGAUGGCCGACCUGGAGCCCUGUUUCAAAUGGGAGCCCCCCUCAGAUGUCAUCAAGGCCUCCAAGAAGGCCACAGGCUACCCGACGAAGCAGAGCCACCUGCAGGAUUCUCCGGUACUCCAGCCCCCAGCCACCCAUCAACGAGGCCCUCCUGCCCAGGAGAUCGCUCGCUUUCUUCCACCUGCUGCAGCCAUCACUCCUUCAUCGAGAGCGCAGAUUCCGGCAGCAGCCCAGUGCAAUUUGAAGAAGCCCUGCAAGCUGUGCAAUGGUCGCCAUCUUCAAGUCCUACAUGAUGUCAAUACGGGGCAGCAGAAGGGAACAACACAGGCAGUGGUGACUCAGGAUAGGGGUGAGGUGUCAACAAGGGUGUUUUACCUCGACCGGCCAACAGAGGGCAGCCGGAUCCUGCUCAAAGUCAUCCCAGUGUCCCUGCACCACGGCAGCCGCAUCCUCGAUACCUAUGCGGUAUUGGACGACGGGUCGGAGAGAACGAUGCUGCUGCCAACAGCUGCUCGGAAAUUAGGCCUCCAAGGCACACCAGAAAACCUGCCAUUACGCACCAUCAGACAGGACGUGCAGACCCUCCAGGGCAACUGUGUCUCCUUCCUCAUCUCACCCAAGGUGAGCGAGCUAAUGAAGCAUGUGGAGAAACUCUGGCAGACGGAUGUCAUACCCCUCAGGAGCAGCAAAGUGGUGACACGCUCGCAGCAAGACAACUUAGCCGUCAGCCUCCUAGAAGACAACACCACCCGUGGGGAGGUUGAUGGCAUAUUGCGCUAG